Molecule: messenger RNA, 1235 nt
Organism: Thecamonas trahens ATCC 50062
Lineage: Eukaryota; Apusomonadida; Apusomonadidae
Product: GDP-mannose 4,6 dehydratase
Exons: 2
Coding region: 17-1150 (377 amino acids)
Biological process (GO): GDP-mannose metabolic process
Molecular function (GO): GDP-mannose 4,6-dehydratase activity
Source: RefSeq, a predicted model, not a curated record
CGACUCGAAAAUAUUCAUGGCUGCCGAGAACAACCCGCUGGGUGUGGACGUGGCAUCGGCCGCUCGCGACGGUUCGGUCCAGAGCAACGGGCCCGUUGCCCUCAUUACCGGAAUCACCGGCCAGGAUGGCUCGUACCUCACCGAGCUUCUUCUUGACAAGGGCUACACUGUUCAUGGCAUCAUCCGCCGCUCGUCGUCGUUCAACACGGGCCGCAUCGAGCAUUUGUACGAGGACCCGCACCGCGACUCGCGGCGGCUUGUGCUUCACUACGGUGACAUGACGGACACGACGAACCUUCUGUCAAUUGUGCAGAUUGCCAAGCCCGAUGAGGUGUACAACCUCGCCGCACAGUCGCAUGUCAAGGUCUCAUUUGAGCUGCCCGAGUACACGGCUGAUGUGGACGCUGUCGGCGUCCUCCGCAUUCUCGACGCCAUCCGCGCCGCCAACCUCGGCAAGCAGGUCAAGUUCUACCAGGCCUCCACCUCGGAGCUCUACGGUCUUGUGCAGGAGGUGCCGCAGUCCGAGACGACGCCGUUCUACCCGCGCUCGCCCUACGCUGUGGCCAAGCAGUAUGCUUACUGGAUCGUUGUCAACUACCGCGAGGCAUACAACAUGUUUGCCUGCAACGGCAUCCUGUUCAACCACGAGUCACCGCGCCGUGGAGCCACCUUUGUCACCCGCAAGAUUACCCGCGCUGUGGCCAAGAUCGCCGCCGGCAAGCAGAAGGUUGUCUACCUCGGCAACCUCGACGCCAAGCGCGACUGGGGCCAUGCCCGCGACUACGUCCGCGGCAUGUGGAUGAUGAUGCAGGCCGAAGAGCCUGAGGACUUUGUCCUCGCCACCGGCGAGACACACACCGUCCGCUCCUUCUGUGACGCCGCCUUUAAGGUCAUCGGUGUCGAACUGACCUGGCAGGGCGAGGGCAUCGAGGAGGUCGGCAUCUCGUCGGUCACUGGCGAGCCCGUCGUCAAGGUUGACCCGGCCUACUUCCGCCCCACCGAGGUUGAUCUCCUCCUCGGCGACCCGACCAAGGCCCGCACCAAGCUCGGCUGGGUCCCUGAGGUCACCUUUGAUGCCCUCGUCCGCGACAUGGUUGUCGCCGACCUCGAGGAAAUCGGCGCCGGCGACAAGGUCGUCGCUGCUGAGUAACCGUUGCCUGCCCUUCCCGGUCCGCCGCUGCGCUGCCACGCUCGGCGCAACUGCUUCUAGCACCUAAAUCCAGUGAUCGUACCUG